Tyto alba (common barn owl) is the source of this 5154-nucleotide messenger RNA. It is a transcript of the gene PDLIM5, whose product is annotated as PDZ and LIM domain 5. Gene Ontology annotation, cellular component: adherens junction; filamentous actin; stress fiber. The record is from RefSeq and is a predicted model, not a curated record. Gene Ontology annotation, biological process: actin cytoskeleton organization; heart development; muscle structure development. Bases 176 to 1978 code for a protein of 600 amino acids. Gene Ontology annotation, molecular function: actin binding; muscle alpha-actinin binding. The transcript is spliced from 14 exons. Lineage: Eukaryota; Metazoa; Chordata; Aves; Strigiformes; Tytonidae.
CCGGGCCGGGCCGGGGGAGGAGCGGCGGCGGCAGACGGAAGUGAAAACAAGAGCGGGGGGACGGAGCAGCCGCUGCCCAGACGCGCCGCGGGUGUCCUCGCCUCUCCGCGCCCUGCACCGCGCCGCGCAGCCGGGGCAUCAGUUCUUUGGAUUUGAUCCUUGAAUACUAAACAUCAUGAGCAACUACAGCGUGUCUUUGGUCGGCCCGGCUCCUUGGGGUUUCAGACUCCAAGGGGGCAAGGAUUUCAACAUGCCUCUAUCUAUCUCUCGGCUUAACGAUGGUGGCAAGGCAGCCCGAGCACACGUGGGGAUAGGUGAUGUGGUUCUCACCAUUGAUGGGAUAAGCACGGAAGGGAUGACUCAUCUGGAAGCACAAAACAAGAUCAAGGCAUGCACAGGCAAUUUGAACAUGACUCUGCAAAGAGUGGCUUCUGUACCCAAACCCAAUCUUGUUCAUGUACCAAAGGGAGAACCUACAGAAGUAGUUAAGCCUGUGCCCAUUGCCUCUGCUGUCGCACCCAAAGUCACUGCCACGGCGAGCGUGGCUUACAAUAAGACACCGAGGCCGUUUGGAGCCGUAACCUCCUCCAAAGUCACCUCCAUCCCAUCACCAUCCUCCGCCUUCACCCCAGCCCAGGCGGUGGCCCCGGCCCCGGCCCCGGCGGCUGCCGCCCCGGCCCCGUUUGCUGCGCCCGGACUGCAUGUUAACGCCAAGCCUAACGCUGAGCAGCGGUCGCCUGCGCCGAGCGCUGCUAAACCUGCAGUUAAUGUCCCACGGCAGCCCGCCACGCACAAUGCCGCCGGUGACGGCGCCCAGGAUGUAGCCGAGGGGCCACGACGAGGAUUCAGAGAAAACCAGGGGGAGAGUAAACAGCAAAAUGGGAAAACCCCACCCAAACGCCCGCCACGGAAGCACAUUGUGGAUACCUACACAGAGUUUUACCACACACCCACCCAUAGUGAUGCCAGCAAGAAGCGACUGAUCGAAGACACCGAAGACUGGCAUCCCCGGACAGGCACCACCCAGUCCCGCUCUUUCCGUAUCCUUGCCCAGAUCACCGGCACUGAUCAUAUGAAAGAACCAGAACAUGAAGCUGCAAAGAAAACUAACGAUUCCCAGGAGGCUACCCAGCCCGCUGCUUUCACGGCCGCCCCGGCGAGGAGCAUGCCCGCCCACCAAGAGAGCGCGGACGCGAGACCUGCUCCCGCCAGCACCACACCUGCUGCAGCCCUCAAGCCGAUGGGACCCCCGGGCACUGCCAAGUACUCCGGCUGGCAGCCCCCAAACCAAGCAGCUCCUGCCAGUGGAUGGACAUCAAACAGCAUUAAAUCACCUGGAACAACUGCCCCAAGUGAAAAAUUUGUGACAGCACCUCAGCUAAAUGAGCAAGACACGUUGGUUCAGAGGGCAGAGCAUAUACCAGCGGGAAAGCGUACUCCCAUGUGUGCGCACUGUAAUCAAGUCAUUAGAGGACCCUUCUUGGUGGCUUUGGCGAAGUCAUGGCAUCCGGAGGAGUUUAAUUGUGCUCACUGCAAAACCUCCAUGGCUUACAUUGGAUUCGUGGAAGAGAAAGGGGCGCUGUAUUGCGAGGUCUGCUAUGAGAAGUUCUUUGCCCCUGAGUGUUCAAAGUGCCAGAGGAAGAUCCUUGGGGAAGUAAUAAAUGCUUUGAAACAAACUUGGCAUGUUUCCUGCUUUGUGUGUGUGGCCUGUCAUAACCCCAUCCGCAAUAAUGUCUUCCACUUAGAAGAUGGUGAUCCCUACUGUGAGACGGAUUACUAUGCCCUCUUUGGUACUAUGUGCCAUGGCUGUGAAUUCCCCAUUGAAGCUGGAGACAGGUUUCUUGAAGCUCUGGGCCACACUUGGCAUGACACUUGCUUUGUAUGCUCAGUAUGUAGUGACAGUUUGGAGGGGCAGACUUUCUUCUCCAAGAAGGACAAGCCACUGUGCAAGAAACAUGCUCACUCUAUCAACAUCUGAUGCUUAGAGCUCAUCCUGUGUAACAAAUGUACUGAGCAGAAUGAAAGGUUAACAUGUCUGUGUUCAAUAAUCAGUUAAAAUGAUUUAUAUAUGAUUUUCUAGAAUGGAAGAGAAAUGUGGAAACUUGCAGAUGGGGUUAUACACUAAUUUUUAGAGCAUUUAUCAGUUAGGGUUUUGCUUCACAAAGAGAUAGAAUUCAGGAAUUGCACCCAAGCGAAACAACUAGAGUGCCUUUACCUCCACACUUGGCAUGUUACUGUAUUGGUUUCAUGAUUUUAUGACUACAUUUAUAUCUGCUUCAGUGUGAGAAGUAAAAUGUCUAUAAAAAUAAAUACCUGAUAUUAGAGGUCUUAGUUUUGCUGCUAUUCAGCAAAUAAAAGAAGAUUGGCUUCAGCGAUCCAGAUCACUUUAUUGCACUGAUGUUUUUUACAGUGUGUCUAGAAGUAUUGCAGCUAAACUCCAUUAACAGGAAUUCGAAGUAAAAGAUAAGAUUACAUAGAAUACUUAGCUCAGUAACUGAUAUUUUUAUCUGAUGCUCAUAUACAUGAAACUUCCUGCACAACUACCUAUGCCUUUGCAGUUAAAUCUUUGAUGGGUCUUCAAAGGACGGAUUUUUACAAAGAAGUUAAGUGGUGUGGUGGCUAGGCUGAUGAAUAAGAACAGUUUAGAAGAUGCCACUUAGAAGAAAACCUAAAUGGGAUACUCUUCCUUCAGUCUUGUACUACAAGAAAACUAAUCAAAAAAACCUGCUAGUGAAGGUGUGUUUGACAGGAUGGAAAGGAUGGAAAUGUCAGAUCAGAUCUUAAAAAUAAGAAAUCCGGGAGUUACACACUUACAUUCGGAGUUCAGGUUUUAGAUUAUUUUAAGUUGCCUUGGAAAGGGGAAAUUGCACUGAACCUGCAGGUAACAGUGUGUUAUAUCCAGAAUGUGAGACUGGUGUUGAAUGAGGGAAACUGCUGAAGUGCAACUGAGGACAUUGUUUUUCUCUCAGUACAUUCUUUACCAUGUAGCUCAUGAAUAUGUAUAUUGGUGGUGUGCCAGGUAGUGUACCAAAAACUUACUUUCUUGCUCAGCUGUUAUGAUUUUUAUUAGUUUAGGUUUUAUUUCUCUCUUUUCCUCCAAAUGUAGGGAAUAUAUUGCUGAAUAAUAUAAUAUUGAGUCAGGCAGCUCAGUAUCUCUCAGUUCCUGCAAGGGAGCAGAGAGACAAUGCUGUCAUUAUGCAUUUACUGCGAGCCAGGAGAUGUAGCCUGUUCUGUGGCUUGAUAUGAAUUUUGCCUCCAUACAGAGUGUCAGGACAAGACCUGUGCACCAGCUAAGUCCCACUUAACUUCAAAUUAGGGCUUAAGUGGUAUGGAGCAAUUGUAGGCAGAUAGGGAAGAGGUGGUGACCCUCUGCAUGGCGUGAAUUUCGCUCCAGCAGAGUUGCACAACGGAGAAGGGGGCCCUCUCAGGGCCAGAUCAGAUUCCUGAAGGAAACGGAAUUUACACACUAUUUAAUUCAACUGGGAUGUCAGAGCUGAAUUAUCUUUAGCGCUCUUUCCAAUAGAUGUUGAAAGUAACCAUUUACUGGGUUUGGUUUUGGUGGGGUUUUUUUGCUGGGUGUUUUUGUUGUUGUUUCGGUUUGUUUUUUGUUGUUAUCUUUUGCUGGUUUGGGGUUUGUGGUUUUUUGUUGGUUUUUUUUUUUUUUUUUCUUUUAUUGAUACAAAGGACAGGUUUAUCCAUGAACCCAUGGAGAAGAAUACAAAAAGUUGCCAUGGCUGAGUAAAGAAAUUGUAAUAAGGCAUGUCAACAAAAGAGGGGGAAAGAAAACUAAAAUUGUUGUGCAGAAAUAUGAAAAGAUAUUUGACUUCCUUCUUAAUUCAGAAAGACAAAUUCAUGUUGUGGGGCUGUUUCACUUUAUUUCCUGAGGUUGUUUUUCUUCAAUACCACCACGUUUCUUUUUUUAACUUUUGGUGGUACAGAAGAAAUGGCAUAAAGCUGUUUAAAAUGUUUACACUCUUGCAGAUGUAGCCUUUUGUGAGUUUGGCUGAAAAUCAGAAGAGUAGAAGCAGACUGGACAAGAUACAGUAAUAUAUGAGCCAGGUUGCUUUUGAAAUUAGGUGGAAUGUGGAGAAAUGAGACCCAGAGACUACGUUUCAGUGGAGCUAUAUUGCACAUGCGUGAGGAAAGAGGAUGGGAAUGCACAGGAUAAGGCAUUCAGUGAUUUCUGCAAUUCAAACCUCGCUAUUUUAAAGUAGGAUAGAAACUUUUCAGUUUGCCCUUGUCCUUAAAAUCAAAUUGAAUUUUGUUUAGUUUUGUAAUUUUAAUUGGAACUCUAUUUCUUAAUCCAUGUGCUCUAGGAUUUGAAAUUUUGCCGUUAUUAAUGAAUUUGAGGAAAAAAGCCUGAAAGGCUCCAAUAGUACUGCUUCACUUAGCUGUUUUGCCUUUUAAUUUCUGCUUCUAUCUAUUUGUUUAAAAUUUAAAAGGAAACAUAGAGUCACUGAUACAUAAUGAAUAUUUUAUGGCUCUACCAAAUUAUAUAAAUCAACUAAAAGGAACAUAAUUUUUAUUGUUAUUUUAAUAAGUGAGAUUUUAGUAGAGCACUUUAUAAUAAUGCCAUAUAUCUCACUGAAUAUUUAUUACCUUUUUUGUUUAGGACUAUUUCAUAUUGCUAUCUUUGUAUUUUGUUUUAUUUGUAAGCCUGCAUAUUUACCUCUAGAAUAUUUUGGGGUGUGAGUGUGUGUAUGUGUAUGUGCUUAUAUAUACUACUCUAUACAUGCACACAUACACGUGUACAUUGAGAGACAUACGUAUAAAUGCACAUAUACAUACAUAUAUUUGACUGCAGACUUGACAUAGCAAAAACCAGCACAGUUUCAUCAUCAUUUGGGGAUUUAAUGAGAUUCCCAACUAUUUUUCAUAUUCACUUAAUUUAGCAUUCAUGUUUUGAGGAAAUGUUAGAAAGUCAGGAGAGACAUGUUAGCAACCUAACUACUGUGGUUUUUUGCAUGCAUUAUUUUUUUUUUUCCAAAACUGCCUGUAAGACAAUCGGUUUUAACUCUGAAGGUAGAAGGUCUUUAUGAGUGAAUAAUUGAAUCAUGAUGACAGUUUCAGUAUAUUGUAACUAAAUAAUUCAGAAUUAUGUGUAAAUAUAAAUGCUUAAUAUAACAAUGCAAUAAACUUAAAAGCAAAAGUUGA